This is a messenger RNA of Capra hircus (goat), 4610 nucleotides long. RefSeq names its product ectonucleotide pyrophosphatase/phosphodiesterase 6 (gene ENPP6). Lineage: Eukaryota; Metazoa; Chordata; Mammalia; Artiodactyla; Bovidae. The record is from RefSeq and is a predicted model, not a curated record. The transcript is spliced from 9 exons. The coding region runs from base 53 to 1420 and encodes 455 amino acids.
GAGAGAAUAGCUGCAGACUCUGCAUCCUCGGCUGGGGCAGGCUCCUGGCGGCAUGGCAGGGAAGCUGGGGGUCCUCUUGCUGGCCCUCGUGCUCAGCCUGGCGCAGCCAGCCUCGGCCCACCGGAAACUCCUGGUGUUUCUGUUGGAUGGCUUCCGAGCAGACUACAUCAGCGAUGAGGCCCUGGAGUCCUUGCCCGGGUUCAAAGAGAUUGUGAGCAAAGGGGUCAAAGUGGAUUACUUGACCCCGGACUUUCCCACUCUCUCUUAUCCCAAUUACUACAGCCUCAUGACCGGUCGCCACUGUGAGGUCCAUCAGAUGACCGGGAACUACAUGUGGGACCCCGACACCAACAAGUCAUUCGACUUAGGUAUCAACAGAGACAGCCGGUUGCCCCUCUGGUGGAAUGGAUCAGAACCUCUGUGGGUCACUCUGACCAAGGCCCAAAGGAAGGUCUACAUGUACUACUGGCCAGGCUGUGAAGUUGAGAUUCUUGGUGUCAGACCUACUUACUGCCUGGAGUAUAAAUCUGUCCCAACGGAUAUCAAUUUUGUCAACGCAGUCAGCGGCGCUCUUGAUGUCUUCAAGAGCGGCCAGGCGGACCUCGCAGCCAUCUACUAUGAGCGUGUCGAUGUGGAAGGCCACCAUUACGGGCCCUCGUCAGCACAGAGGAAAGAUGCCGUGAAGGCCGUGGACACUGUGAUGGCGUACAUGACCAAGUGGAUCCAGGAACGGGAGCUGCAGGACGACCUUAACGUCAUCAUCUUCUCAGAUCACGGGAUGACUGACAUUUCCUGGAUAGACAAAGUGAUUGAGCUGGAUAACUACAUCAGCCUCCGUGACCUGCAGCAGCUGAAGGGGCGAGGGCCCGUGGUGAGCCUGUGGCCGGCCCCCGGGAAGCAUUCUGAGAUAUAUAACAAAGUGAGGCGAGUGGAGCACAUGACUGUCUACAAGAAGGAAGACAUUCCGAGCAGGUUCUAUUACAAGAAAGGGAAGUUUGUCUCCCCUCUGACCCUAGAGGCCGAUGAAGGAUGGUUCAUAACUGAGAAUCGAGAGUCGCUUCCAUUCUGGAUGAACAGCACUGUCACCCGCAAGCCUGAAGGCUGGCACUGGGGCUGGCACGGAUACGACAACGAGCUCAGAGCCAUGAGGGGCAUCUUCCUGGCCUUCGGACCUGAUUUCAAAUCCGACUUCAGAGCCGCUCCCAUCAGAGUCGUGGAUAUCUACAACCUCAUGUGCAAGAUGGCUUGUCUGAACAGGGCAUCCCGCUGUAGUGACCAGACCCCAGGUGGGUAUUCUAUGGAGUCCUGGCCCCUCUGUUUUGCACAAAGCAGGCUCUUGUCUGGGGUCUGUCUACACCUGGGAGCCAUGCUGUAUGUCUUCUUCCAUGGAGGGGGGAGGUGGGAAACGGAGGCCAUUUGAAAGCGGUAGCUGCUGUCUAUUUCUGACCCAGCUCGUGAUGUUUCUUCACCUUAUACGAAGUCCCAGAAAAGGCAUAUCUUAGUUUGGCUCACUCAUCAGUCAAACUCACUAAGAAUUGCAGAAUGCAGAGAACAAAGUGAAAGAUAUGGGUUCCUUCCCAAAGUCUGAGCGCACAAAAUUUUCUCCCUGCGCGGAGGAGCAGAAGAGUUUACCAUAGAUACAGGCUUCUACGAGCCUUCUCCUAGCAUGUCCGUGGUGUGAACACACAAAUGGCAGGAGCUGGACUGCCUGUCUGCCCAUCUGCCUGUGGGAAGGCUGACUCAGAGGAUCCCAUCUAGAAUGUGAGUGGGUGUGAGGCACUUCAGUCAUGUCUGACUCUGUGCAACCCCAUGGACUGUAGCCCCCAGGCUCCUCUGUCCAUGGGCCCCUGGCAAGAAUACUGGAGUGGGUUGCCUUUCCUACUCUAAGGAAUCUUCCCAACCCAGGGAUCAAACCCUGGUCUCUUAUAUCUUCUGCAUUAGCAGGUGGGUUCUUUACCACCAGUGGCUCCGUAAACUCCAGCAACACCUGCCAUACAUACCAUCUAUCAUCACAGGCAGGGAAAGGGAUGUUUGGCUGAUGAGUGUGGACGUACUUGCAGAAAUCUCACUCCAUCGCUUGAAAUGGUGACGUAUUGAGCAUAAGUUUGAUGCACCCGUGUCCCUGAGAGCAAGGUUUCUUCAACAACCACAGCAAAGUGGACCCUUGAGUGACCCAGAAUUCCAAGAAAAAUGGUGGAGCGCAGGGAACAGAGUCAGUGUGACAUGACUGAAUCCCAGUCACUAACCACUCGGCCAUUUGAUUAGGUAAUAGUUGGGCAAAGCGACACCUUAGAGACCUUGGUUUUUAAGAAACCCCAAAGAAGAGGCACUGAGCCUGAGCUGAAAUGUUUUUAGUCUCCUAAGUCUGCUUUAGGAGACCUUGUUGCAAGACAAGGGAUAUCCGUACUUCUAUAUGCUCAGAGCCAUAAACAUGUAUCACUGCAUUAAAAAUGAGUUUGCACUAAAUGAAGCCCACCUGCAGAUGAGACUUUUCAUCAAGAAAAGCCAACAGAUCAGGUCUCAGCAGGACAAUGAAGCCCCUCAUGUGUUGUUUACCUUGAAAAAUGAAAAUCUAUGCUCACCCUGAUUCAAAAAGUCUGGGAGCCAUCUCUAGACCUUGAAUCAUGAGAGCAAAGGAUCACUGCUUAAAAAUAUCACAUUUAUCUUCACAAAAGAUUUCUAAGGUUUUAUGUAAUGUGUUUUUAAAGCGCUAGCAAACCUUCAAGUCAAUAGGAAAGGCAAAUCAGCCUUUGUUAUCUGUCUGAAAGCCAAUUAGUGCUUUGGGAACAUUGUGGUGGUUACUGAAAGAGCAUCUAUUGUUUGAAGUUUUCUUUCUCUGUGAAGGACUGUGUUCUAAUUAAUUCCGUGGAGCUCAUUGUGCUCCCCUGUAAAGGAAGGAGCCCUAAAAGAAAGCCAGUGAUUCAGUUAAAAGUGGAUUAUCCAAGUCUAGAGGGGUACGAACAGAUACAGGGUCUCGAGUUUGUCCUUCCCACUCUGUUCUACCAAUUUUUCCCCCCGCUCAUUCUUAAAAUCUUCAAGUCGCAUGAUAAAAUUUCAGACAUUUGCCUGACAAGGUGUAGUUACACUGUAAGUGGUUUUGAAGGUCCAGUACUUUGCCCACCUGAUACAAAGAGCUGCCUCUUUAGAAAAGACCCCGAUGCUGGGAAAGAUUGAAGGAAGGAAAAGGGGAUGACAGAGGAUGAGAUGGUUGGAUGGCAUCACCGACUCAACGGACAUGAGUGUGAGCAAGCUCUGGGAGAUGGUGAAGGACUGGGAAGCCUGGCGUGCUGCAGUCCACGGGGUCGAGAAGAGUCGGACACAACUGACCAACUGACCAACUGAACAACAAGAAAAAUCAGAAUAAGACACUUUUGGAAUCAUAAAUAUUGGUGAAUAAUAAAGGAAAUUCAGACACUGAAUGGAGGAAAAACCUUAAACUUAAAGCAAUACAUAUGUUUUGGUGGCUUAACUGUUUACCUAGAAUUUUUUUCUUUUGAUUUUUUUUCUGUUAUGUUCUUUUCCCAAGGAAAAUUCUACUUUCUCUAAACACAUUUUGUUUCAUCAGAGUAACAUUUGCUAGGACUAUACACACAACUUUCCUCCUAUUUUACCACUUCGUCGUUAAUUCCGGGAGGAAGUUCACUGGACUGACCUGCAAAUACCAAAGACAGAUGAAAGGCGUGAUCUUUAAGUUGAAGAUAAGAUGAAUGGCUACUGCCUGCCUAUAUGCAGAAUCACCAGAACCCAACUCAACUACGUGCUGAGGACUUCAGCAUAAAUUAGAGCAGGCCCAGGGAAUUCUUUCUCACCUCCAAGAGGCCUGACUUACAAAGUCCCAACUCUCUUUACUUUUAAAGGGCUCUUCGAAAGCCACAGAAGAUCUGAAUUGUCAUAGACAGCAGUUUGCAAACCUUCUGGGAUUGCCAGCAUCCCUGGCCCUCUUCUGGAGAUGCAGGUUCUGAAGACCUGGCAUGGGGCCUUCGACAACACUUUUAAGUCACGUGGAUCUAAGGUCCGGGUUUGCCCUAAGGAGUGGUGGGUUCUGAUUCGACUUUGGUAGACCCGAGUCUCCCACAGCAACUUCAUAAUCUGCUGGUCUCUUCAGGGGCCAUCAGCCUGGCAUCGGCUACUGAUCCCAGCUGGGUCAGCUUCCCAACCUUCUAAAACCAAAGCAGAUCUGGAAGUCCCGGUGGUGAAAUGGCUUUUCCAUACCCAGUCCCCAUGAGUUUAAGAUCCUCAACGGUGCUAUCAGACAAACUCGUUGUUCAAGACACAGCUCUUUUACGAAUUUUCUAUGAAAGUGUUUUACAUGUCUGUAAAUCUCAAGAGAUUUCCAAAUGUGAUUACGUGUUUAAUCUUUGUAAGCAAUUGGUGAGAGACCAAAAUCAGCUCUUGUAAGCUACUUGUGAGGAGGAAGAAAGAUGGGAGGCUCGACAGCCUAGUUAUAAACCACAGGAAACUUGGUCUCGAGUCUGUGUGAUGGAAGAUAUGCUUAUGUGUUGCUUUGAAAUCAUAAAAUUGCACCUAGCACCAUGCCUCACAUGUUUCAUAAAUGUCCCAUAAAUGCGUUGAAUGAAAAAAGAAUAAAUAAAACUGAGGAGACUUGCUUA